ACAGCAGCUCUUAAACUUGCAAGCGCAUCACGAAUGCGAGUGCACAAGAGGGGAAGGUGACAGACUGAUACGCAUCGACAUAUAAUCAGGUCUAACUCCAUCAACCAGACCUCUUUUCAUCUUUAUUUCCCACUUUCUGGAAGUUUCAAACAAACGCACUGUGUGACCACGUGAAGACUAACAAGAGAGUUGACGCCUGUAAACCUGGCAGCGGCGAUGAAGGGAACACACACUGGAAUUGUAUUGGUCGUAGUCUCACUGUUAUUGGUUACAGGGAGCAAAGGGGAUACACAGGAGUGGGUGAAGGUUGAUGGAACCACGGUCACUUUAAUAUGUAGCUCAGAGGAAAAUCCGGUCACCUGGUGGAAAAUAAAUGAAAAGGACGGUUCACGCAACGUGAUAAACAAUAAAGAGAACAUAUACAACAUAUCUGACUACACAAUGUCCAAGGACGGUACCUAUGAAUGUAAAGGAAAAGGAGAACAUGUGUUCAAGUUUUAUCUCCGAGUGAAAGUUUGUGUCGGAUGCUUUGAUCUGAACACAGGGACAGUGAUUGGAAUUAUCUGUGGCGAUUUGCUGGUCACUUUCUUGGUGGCUCUGUCAGUGUAUUGUUUCGCCAAGAGGAAAGGAGCAGCUUCUAAAGAUUAUCGUCACCAGCAGAUUGGAGCUCAAGACCUUCCACUGGGUCGGGGAUCAAACAUAGCACCUUCACAUCAACAAUCGGAAUAUGCGCCAAUCAAAAGUGGACAGCGAGACCUUUAUGACAAAUUGCAUCGAUAGUUCUGAGUGAGAAGAAAACCAAGAAAAGGAAUCUCCAACCCUGUCUACCACCCGAUAAGCAAUAUAAUCCCAACCCCCCUUCAUAAAUAUUAUUGCACCCCCCCCUCAUAAAUAUAAUCCCACCCCCUUCUCAAAUAUAACCCCACCCCCCCUUCAUAAAUAUAACUCCUGAAUUCCUCCUUCCAUCCUGAAGCGGCUGGAUAUUUGCUUACAUUUGCUCUGUUCCCUCCAGUGACUCACUGGGGAAAGCCAACCUUUCACUCAUGACUGGCAGUAAUCCAUUCAACUAUGGGUGCUUCACUGCUACCGGUACAUGCCCAAAGUUGGUGGCAGAGGUCACUGGACGAUGAUCAGAAACCCUCAUGACUCUGAGCCCAUCUAUCAAAUCUCCCCGUUAGCCUUCUCUGAGAACAGUCCCAGCUUCUCCAAUCUCUGCACACUAACUGAAGUCCCUCAUGCCUGGAACCAUUCUGGUAAAUCUCCUGCACUCGCUCGCUCGCUCUCCAAGCUCCUAAAAAGCGAUGCCCAGGGCUGGAUACAAUAUUCCAGCUGGGGUCUAACCAGUGACCAUAAUGGUUUCAGAUACUUUUACUUUUGUACUUUCAAUCUGUGUUUAGAAAGCCAAGUGUCAAAUUGCUUGUUUUGGUAGCCUAUCCUGGAGAAGGAAUAUUGAGAUUCAGCCCGACAGUGAUUGGGGUUCCUUCCCCAGAGUUGUUCAGGGUUUGCUCACUACCCCAGGCCCUGUUACACUGGAGGAUUCAGCUGAAAGCUUUAGUCUGCAGUCACAAUCUCUCCUGUUUCAUAGAAUGCUUCAUUAGACAAUGUGUCCAAGCCUGUUAUCCCUGAAUAAAUGUGUUUCUCCGUUUCUCAGUCUCAUGGUCUGUUUGACUGUGUUUUUCGUUUUUCUGUCUAUGAGUGAACAAGUUACAAGGGCCUGCCAGCCUCCUCCUCGAUUGACAAUGUUUAUAACUUCAUUAAAGGUUGUGAACAAAUCUA
Carcharodon carcharias (great white shark) is the source of this 1776-nucleotide messenger RNA. Its product is annotated as T-cell surface glycoprotein CD3 epsilon chain-like. Gene Ontology annotation, biological process: cell surface receptor signaling pathway; positive thymic T cell selection. Lineage: Eukaryota; Metazoa; Chordata; Chondrichthyes; Lamniformes; Lamnidae. The transcript has 6 exons. Gene Ontology annotation, molecular function: transmembrane signaling receptor activity. Bases 217 to 780 code for a protein of 187 amino acids. The record is from RefSeq and is a predicted model, not a curated record. Gene Ontology annotation, cellular component: alpha-beta T cell receptor complex; external side of plasma membrane.